UUCCCAUACAUGUGGUAAAAGGAUUUAUGAACCGCCCAGGCGCGAUUUGCAACGCGGGAAAUACUUGCAGAAAUAGGAGCACACAUUGUAUCCACAUUUACAGUGUGAACACAUUUUUUGUAAAUUUAUGAAUUUUUGUGCUAUUUUUUUUAUAAGGAAUUGUGGCACGGUUUUCUACGUCUUUGGAAAUGAAUCCUAUUUUCAUUCCUGAUUGAAUAGCUGAAUUUUGUGGGACACUUUCAGUCUUAUAGCUAGCUGCCUAACCAAACUUUUUGCAAAAGUUAGGUUACUUGAUAGCAAAGCUGGGUAAAUAGCUUUUUUCUUUAGAUGGCAAGUGAUUCCUGAGCAUUGUGAUACAAUUUGAGAUUUGAUAAGCUUUUGACACAUUCGUCUUUCAUCUCAACGAUGGCCGAGAACAAGCAUCCUCAAGUUAUUUUUUGCAACGACUCUCCAAAGAGGGUCCUGGUGUCUGUGAUCAAAACCACCCCGAUGAAGCCCAGGAAGAACGAAUCUCUGAUACCGACCAGCCCUGGAUUCAGCGAGUUCAUGGUGUACCCGUGGAAGUGGGGGGAGAACGCCCAUAAUGUGAGCCUGAGCCUGAGCCCGGGCUCCGUAAACGGGGCUGCCUCCCCUACCGGGACCAACACCGCCAGCGAGGCGGACAUGGGUGCCUCCCCUGACCAGAUGAAGGACAGUAAAGAGGACGCUAUUCGGCGUGGCCGCCCGCGUGCUGACACUGUCCGUGAGUUGAUUAACGAAGGGGAGAGUUCCUCCAGCCGCAUCCGCUGUAACAUCUGCAACCGUGUGUUUCCUAGAGAGAAAUCCCUACAGGCCCACAAGAGAACACACACAGGGGAGAGGCCUUACCCGUGUGACUACCCUGACUGUCGCAAGGCUUUUGUCCAGAGUGGCCAGCUAAAGACCCACCAGCGCCUUCACACCGGAGAGAAGCCCUUUGUCUGCUCUGGGAAAGCCUGCGGGAGUCGCUUUACCCAUGCUAACCGGCACUGCCCAAAGCACCCAUAUGCCCGCUUGAAGAGAGAAGACCCCAAGGAGGGACCAGACAAGGCCCAGUCUGUGGACAACAAGGCUGUGGCAGAGUGGCUGGCAAAGUACUGGCAGACCCGUGAGCAGCGUGCCCCUGUGCCCACCAAGGGGAAACACCAGGGCAAGGGCGGGGUGGAGGACCAGGAGCAGCAGGACCCCCGGGAGUUUCUCCAAUCAGAUGAGGAGGAAGAGGAGGAGCCAAUGGAGGAAGAGAAGUGCAACGGGGGUGGGGCUGCCAAACGGAGUCUCCAAGAGCAACGGGAGCGUCUCCAUGGUGCCCUGGCGCUCAUUGAGCUGGCUAAUAACCUGUCUGCCUGAAACCCUACCCAUAUCCCAGUGUUGAAACCCUCCCCAGUCACUCCCCUUCUGCCUCCCUGCUCAAUGUGUUCUGGGUAGAAGUUGUCUGUAGGGAAACAUCUAGGAUAAGCUUACCCUCCCCAAAUACUUAACCAUUAAUGGGGGGAAAUUCUAAGCGGAACUUAGAUCAGUAUCUGGGGUUCUUCUUCUCCAUGUGCAGUGUGGGGCAGGCACAAGCUAAAAGCACCUUAUCCAGCUUCCAAUUGUAUCCUUAUUAGGCUGCUAAGAUUGUAGAUCACAGGUGACUGGUGGCACCUUAGUUGGGGAGGACGGGCUCAUAAUAAUGGCUGGAAUGCAAUAAAUGGAACAUUCCAUUCUCUACAUUCCAGCCAUUAUUAUGAGCCUCCCCUCACCAGCCUCCUGUGUUGUAGAUGUCAAUAUAUGAAGAACGUUUCACUUUCCUCUGCCUUCUAAAGACUGGAGGAGAUUACCUUUUAAUGUUUAGUUUGUUUUGUUUGCACUUUGGUGGUAACGAGUUAUUUGUUAUGUCUUUUACUUUUGACGAUAAAGUAUAUUGUGUGAGUAUGUUUAUAUAAUGGAAGUCUAUGUAGAUUUAGCUCAGAUGGAUGGAGUGAUACAGGGUGCGGUCAGUCAUAGGACAGUUUAGGUGUAUAUAAAUACUGGAAAGUGGAUUCCUCUCCUGAUUCUCUGAUCUGGACUGUGACACGAUAGGUGAAAAAGCAAUGUGGUGGAAGCCUGUCAGGGGAUUUCGCUUCCACCUGUCUAGUUCUUUCACAUCAGUGCAGGUGAAGGAGAGUAGAUGAGGGGAGGAAGUCACUGUAGAGACUAUUGAGAUGCAACCCAUUGCAAGCCUAAUCUACAGUAGUGGCUAGCCACAAGCUUUCACAAAAAUUCAAGCUCCAACCCCUUCACCUAUUAAACGUAUCACACCCAGAACUGUAGCUAUAACCCGGGAGGGACAACUCUGGUCCUGGAGAGCCGCAGAGUGAGCAGACGCAGCCCCAUAUCAGCUCUUAACAAACCUGAUCUAGGUGAUCAUCUUAUCAUGUGGAUUUAGACCACAGUUAGUUGAGUCAGGUGUGUUAGAGCUGGGCUGGAACAAAAGCCUGCCCAUGCUAUAGCUGUGCAGGCCUGGCGUUGGCCUUCUCCACUCUAACCAAAUUACAUGGCCAGACAUACGGAAGAGGACUAUGUAAAGUCAUUAGUGUCGCCAUCUUUUAUAUUAAAAGAUGCUGGCUGAUUGGAGAUACGGACUUGUAGCCCCAUUGUUGGUGUAGGGUACAAGUCUUCUCUAUAAUCAACAUUUCAUAGGUAUUUAUUUCAUCAUGUUUUUUCGUCCUUUUUGUUAAUGAUUUGCUAUCACAAGCUGUCUCCAAGUACUGACAUAUAGUUCCAUUGAAGAAUAUAUUGAUCAUCGCCUCCCUAAAAGUAUUUAGUAUCUAUCGACGUCAACUUAUGGUCAUUAGAAUUGUACUCCCCUUUGCAGCAGCACGUAUGUAUCUCCAGUAUCUGCUACUAAGUUGUGCAUUUAUGGAUUAAGCUUGCAAUGUAACAUGUUUCCAACUAUUAGACUAGUCUAGAGAAAUGGGACAUGUUUCUACAUAAAAGAGGGUGUAAUGAAUGCUUGGCGUUGGCAAUGUUUUAUUAUUUGUUAGCAACACUACAUCUCUUAACAUUGUGUAAAUUGCCAAUUGUUUUUAAAUAUAUGUUUUUGUUGUUUUCAUUAGGUUUUUGCUUCCCGCAACACCCAGAUCCUUUGUUGGCCAUAUGUGAUUAAGUGUUGUAUCCCACUGGACACAUACUGGUUGAAUCAACGUUGUUUCCAAGGCAUAAAAAAACUAUGUUAUGACGUUGAAUCAACGUGCAAAACUGAUUACAUUUGGAAAAAGUCAUUAAUGUAAAGGACAUUAGGGAAUAUUUGUCUUUUUCACCCAACUUUUAACCUAAACAACAUGCUUCAAAUGUUUGUUGAUAUUAUGUUUGUUGACAACUCAAUCAAAUGUAAAUCAAAACUAAACUCAGCAACAACAAAAAAAUGUCCUCUCACUGUCAACUGUGUUUAUUUUCAGCAAACUUAACAUGUGUAAAUAUUUCUAUGAACAUAACAAGUUUCAACAACUGAGACAUAAACUGAACAAGUUCAACAGACAUGUGACUAACAGAAAUGGAAUAAUGUGUCCCUGAACAAAGGGGGUCAAAAUCAAAAGUAACAGUCAGUAUCUGGUGUGGCCACCAGCUGCAUUAAGUACUGCAGUGCAUCUCCUCAUGGACUGCACCAGAUUUACCAGUUCUUGCUGUGAGAUGUUACCCCACUCUUCCACCAAGGCACCUGCAAGUUCCCGGACAUUUCUGGGGGGGAAUGGCCCUAGCCCUCACCGUCUGAUCCCAGACGUGCUCAAUGGGAUUGAGAUCCGGGCUCUUCGCUGGCCAUGGCAGAACACUGACAUUCCCUUCUUGCAGGAAAUCAUGCACAGAACGAGCAGUAUGGCUGGUGGCGUUGUCAUGCUGGAGGGUCAUGUCAGGAUGAGCCUGCAGGAAGGGUACCACAUGAGGGAGGAAGAUGUCUUCCCUGUAACGCACAGCAUUGAGAUUGACUGCAAUGACAACGAGCUCAGUCCGAUGAUGCUGUGACCCUCCACCUCCAAAUCGAUCCCGCUCCAGAGUACAGGCCUCGGUGUAACGCUCAUUCCUUCGACAAUAAACGCAAAUCCGACCAUCACCCCUGGUGAGACAAAACCGCGACUUGUCAGUGAAGAGCACUUUUUGACAGUCCUGUGUGGUCCAGCGACAAUGGGUUUGUGCCCAUGGGUGACGUUGUUGCCGGUGAUGUCUGGUGAGGACCUACCUUACAACAGGCCUACAAGCCCUCAGUCCAGCCUCUCAGCCUAUUGCGGACAGUCUGAGCACUGAUGGAGGGAUUGUGCAUUCCUGGUGUAACUCGGGCAGUUGUUGUUGCCAUCCUGUACCUGUCCCGCAGGUGUGAUGUUCGGAUGUACCGAUCCUGUGCAGGUGUUGUUACACGUGGUCUGCCACUGUGAGGACGAUCAUCUGUCUGUCCUGUCUCCCUGUAGCGCUGUCUUAGGCGUCUCACAGUACAGACAUUGAAAUGUAUUGUCCUGGCCACAUCAGUAGUCCUCAUGCCUCCUUGCAGCAUGCCUAAGGCACGUUCACGCAGAUGAGCAGGGACCCUGGGCAUCUUUCUUUUGGUGUUUUUCAGAGUCAGUAGAGGGGCCUCUUUAGUGUCCUAAUUUUUCAUAACUGUGACCUUAAUUGCCUACUGUCUGUAAGCUGUUAGUGUCUUAACGACCGUUCCACAGGUGCAUAUUCAUUAAUUGUUUAUGGUUUAUUGAACAAGCAUGGGAAACAGUGUUUAAACCCUUUACAAUGAAGAUCUGUGACGCUAUUUCAGUUUAGAUGUUGAAUUGACGUCUGUGUCCAGUGGGAAUACAUGUCCAAUACAUUGUUUUGAUAGAGCACAGGUUCAACUGGAAUUUAGUUAAUCAAAACAACCCAAGUGUAGUGUAUAUAUCUUGAACACUUUGUUGAUUAUUUGGUUAAAACGUUAAGUUUUGGCAGUUAAUAUAUUCCAUAACUUGUUUGUUUGAAAAAGAGAAAACAAAUCUCCUGCACACAAUCUACAGUACAAGAGUUGAUGUUUAAAUGAUUAUGAAAUUCACUCUCCCUCCCACCAUGUUAACAGACCAUAGCAUUGUGUGUUUUAGGCCUUGAUAUGAAAUGUUCUGACUUGCUUUGUAGAGACAACAUUGUUGUUGAGAAACAGUUUCUCUUUAUAGGCAGUCCACACUGUUGGUACUUGUUGGUCCUAAAUAAACACCAUCAAUGAUCCUGGA
This is a messenger RNA of Salvelinus fontinalis (brook trout), 5216 nucleotides long. Its product is annotated as zinc finger protein 367-like. The coding region runs from base 406 to 1365 and encodes 319 amino acids. The transcript has 5 exons. NCBI's taxonomy places the organism in Eukaryota, Metazoa, Chordata, Actinopteri, Salmoniformes, Salmonidae. Gene Ontology annotation, molecular function: ionotropic glutamate receptor binding. Gene Ontology annotation, biological process: homophilic cell-cell adhesion. The record is from RefSeq and is a predicted model, not a curated record. Gene Ontology annotation, cellular component: cell-cell junction.